Pseudomyrmex gracilis is the source of this 612-nucleotide messenger RNA. RefSeq names its product pro-resilin-like. The coding region runs from base 64 to 444 and encodes 126 amino acids. The transcript has 3 exons. Lineage: Eukaryota; Metazoa; Arthropoda; Insecta; Hymenoptera; Formicidae. The record is from RefSeq and is a predicted model, not a curated record. Gene Ontology annotation, cellular component: extracellular matrix.
CGGGCCUGUUGUGAUGAGGGACCUCAGUUUUGUGAGAGUUCGUAGAAUUUCACCGAAUUUCUAAUGAUUCGGAAGGCGCUAUUAUUAGCGAUGGUUUUGGUAGGAGUUCGGAACGAACCACAAGGUCCAGCUUAUCUUCCGCCUAGUUCUCGACCAGGAGGAGGUGGAACUGGUCAUCCGGAUGAAUGGGCUGGUGAUCCGGCAAACUACGAAUUCUCAUAUGAAGUUCAGGAUGCGGGAGCGAGUCUGGAUUUUGGCCAUCGUGAAAUGAGAAAAGAUAUGGAAGCUACUGGUACUUAUCACGUGCUGUUGCCGGAUGGUAGAACUCAGAUCGUCGACUAUGUUGCUGACCAGAAUGGCUAUCGACCGAUGGUGCGGUAUGAAGGAACUGCUACUUAUCCCGCACCGGGCGGACCAGGUCACGACGAAGGCUACAGAUAUUAAGAUCGUUACAUUUUUUGUGGUAGAAAAUCAAUGUUUAAUAAUGGUAUAGAAAUAACAAACGUAUCACGAUCGAGUUAUGCAAUUUACCAAAUACUGAUAAUAACAGAUGAUCCUUGAAUAGAGCAACAAUGGUAUAAUAUAAUGAUACUUUCAUCGUGACAAUUACAA